AUGGUGUCCAAGGACGUGCUGGAAGUCGCCUGGGAGCAGCUAAAGGCCCAGGCCGCGAGCUGGGAUCCGCCACUGCCAAGCGACCUGCUCUGGCAGUCACCACAGCAGAUCGCCAUGCUUGCGUACUUGUGCCAGGAGUGGAGGGGGCGGUUAGGGACGGCUAUCACAGCUGCGGAGCUGGUCGAGCAAACCCUGACAGGAAAGCUCAUUCCCGAGGUGCUGGCGGACAUGCGCAUGGUACUGCAAGUGCUGGGCCAGCCUACUUCACAGGUGCUGCUCCUGCGCGAGCUGGUGGACACAAUGGCUGGAGUGGAGCGCGCCAAGCUCCCGCUGGCGUUCAAGGCGCUGCUGGCCAACUUCACCACCGAGCGAAACGGCAGGCUGUAUCUGGAUAACCCGCUAUUUGCUCAGGUGCUGCAGGCGGCCACCACGGAGUCUGGAGAGCUGUUGGACUCAAUCACCGCCAUCCUGUCGCUCAGCUCCACGAUGUUCAGGGAGCUGGUUGUGCUCGGCGAGCGCUGCAAGGACAAGGACUUCGACAGCUACGAGGACCUGCACAGCCUCCUGGAAGCCAUGGCAUCUGUGCUGGCGCUUACACCGGACGGGCUGCUGAAGGCGGACUGGUUCAUCCAGGUCCGGGACCACCGCUGCAACAGCCGCGGCACCAAGACCAAUUUUGAGCGGGACGACAGGGCUCAGACUGACGUCAAGCGCACAGCCUUCUCGGCCCCCUCAGGGCCCUAG
Molecule: messenger RNA, 744 nt
Organism: Volvox carteri f. nagariensis
Lineage: Eukaryota; Viridiplantae; Chlorophyta; Chlorophyceae; Chlamydomonadales; Volvocaceae
Exons: 5
Coding region: 1-744 (247 amino acids)
Source: RefSeq, a predicted model, not a curated record